Suillus subalutaceus is the source of this 1170-nucleotide messenger RNA. RefSeq lists its product as uncharacterized. Gene Ontology annotation, biological process: tRNA N1-guanine methylation. The coding region runs from base 1 to 1170 and encodes 389 amino acids. Gene Ontology annotation, molecular function: tRNA binding. Lineage: Eukaryota; Fungi; Basidiomycota; Agaricomycetes; Boletales; Suillaceae. The transcript is spliced from 4 exons. Gene Ontology annotation, cellular component: nucleus. The record is from RefSeq and is a predicted model, not a curated record.
AUGGAACAGCCAGUGAUUGCCCAAGCCGAAGAAAAUUCUAUCACUUCACAACCUCUCUCAAAGAAAGCCCAAAAGAGAGCCGCAAAAGCAGCUCGCUUACAAGAUCAAAAGGCUGAACGUCGUGCGCGCGAGAAGGAGGCGAAAAAACGCAAGCGACGAGAGCGUGCACAAGUAGGUGAUACGGAGCCACGGAAGCGUCGUAAGAUGGGUGGAUUUGAUCAAACCUCAUUUGCUGCGCAAGUGGUAAUAGACCUGGGUUUCGAUGACAUGAUGACGGACAAGGUGCGUACGAACACCGUCGUCAUUAUUGUACUGGCACGAGCAUACCUGCAGGAAGUGACCUCUUUAACUUCCCAACUAACAUAUACAUACAGCGCGAAUCGACGAUCAUCUACUCCGUUUACCUCACUAUUAUUUACAUCCCUCAAUGGGCGAACAAAGGCGCGGCUAGAUGCCAUAAACGAUGCUGGAUACAAGCGAUGGACGAAUACAAAGUGGUGGGAGGAAGGUUACGAUCGAAUAUGGACAUCCAAUUCCGAUUCUUGCAGCGGAGAUGAAGGCCUGGAAGCACAACGCGCAAGUGUGGUUUACCUGACCGCUGAUUCCGAGGAAGAGCUCAUGGAACUUAAGGAGGGAGAAAUAUACGUUAUCGGAGGUAUUUGCGAUCACAACCGAUACAAGAACUACCAAGAGCCUGGGCGGGUGGAUCCCUUGGAAAAACCAGAAAAUGGAGUCGUUAUCAUUUUUAGUGACCCUAUGUUCGCCUUCUCCGAUCCGCUCCUCAAAUCCUCCAAUCUCUGCCUUGAAAAAGCCAAAACGUCAUCCAUCCGACACGCACGCCUUCCUAUAGGCCGAUAUAUAGCAUCGUUAACAACGAGGAAGGUGCUCACGGUCAACCAGGUAUUCGAAAUAUUACUGAAGUGGGUUGAAACACGGGACUGGGAGCAGGCAUUUUGGAGCGUUAUUCCAAAGAGGAAGUUCCAAAGGAAAAUGAUCAAUCCAGGUGCAUCCCCUGAGGGAGAGCUUGUUGAAGAUGAAAGUCGGGAGGACCAGGAGGAUGCCGACGGAGCUGAGGUGGUGGCUUCGAGCGAUGAUGGGGAAGAAAAUGACCAGGACGACGGGGUUUCCAGCUCUAGAUCCCAACCAGUGCUACCCAUGGCAUGUCGAUAA